AACAUUUUCGGCAUGGUUAUAGGGUGCUAGUGAAAUGUGCAGGUCAAGAGCAGAAUUUCAUUCCCAUUUCCACACUCCAAUGGCAAAAACACCAACAAACGCACAAGAACGAAAACAACGACAAGAAGCGGCGCGACACAAAUUCCACCACUAUUCUUAAACACUACAAUAAACUCUAUUCACUACGAAGGUAAACUUGAAUUUGAGAUGCGAGAAAAAAUGAUGACUUUUUGGACUGCUUGUAAUACUUGUAAGGUUUUGCACGAGUUUGAGAGAAAGUAUUUGGGGAAUAAGCUUGUGUGUCCGGGGUGUAAUAAGAGUUUUAAGGCUGUUGAAGCUGUUAUGAAUGAUGGGUUUGAUGAGGUGGAAGAAGAGGAUGAGACUUUGGGGGAUUUUUUGUUGAAGAAGAAGAAGAAGAAGAAGAAGAAGAAGAAGAACGUGAAAAAGAAGAAGGGUAUUGGGAAAAUGGGUUGUGAAAAAGGUGUGAUUUUUAUGGGUGAUGAUGAAGUGGGUUGUGAAAAAGGGGAGAGUUUUAAGGUUGCUGAAGCAUUUUUGAUUGAUGGGUCUGAGGAAGAUGAAGAAGAAGAUAAGACUUUGGGGGAUUUUAUGCUGAAGAAGAAGAAGAACAUGAAGAAGAAGAUGAAUGGGAAAAUGGGGUGUGAAAAAGGUGGGGUUUUUAAGGGUUAUGGUGCAGUGGGUUGUGAAAGAGGUGAGAUUUUUAAGGGUAAUGGUGAAGUGGGUUGUGAAAAAGGUGAGAUUUUUAAGGGUAAUGAUGAAGUGGGUUGUGAAAAUGGUGAGAAUUUUAAGGGUGAUGAUGAAGUGGGUAUUGUUGGGAGAUUGAGGAAGAGAACACGGUCGGUUGGGGAAGUUUUGGAGAGUUCUGAACCAAAGAGGGUUGUUGGGAGUGAAGAGGAAACAAUGACAUUAGCUCAAUUUCAAUCUAAAGUUAAGAGAAAGUUUCAUCAAGAGAUGGUGAAGGGAAAAGAAAAGGAGGAGAAAAUGAAGAAGAAGCUUGAGGGUUCUGUGAGGAGAAAGGCGUCGAGACUUGAGAGGCAUAGGGAUACUAGUGGAGGGGAAUUAGAAGCUAUGGUGGUUGCGGAUUUGGAUUCUGUGAAGAGAAAAGGGUUGAGGUCUGAGAGGCAUAUGGAUACUACUGAAGAGGAAUUAGAGGUUAUGGCGGUUGCGGAUUUGGAUUCUGUGAAGAGAAAAGGGUUGAGAUCUGAGAGGCAUAUGGAUACUAGUGGAGAGGAAUUAGAGGUUAUGGCAGUUGCGGAUUCGGAUUUUUAUGAUUUUGAUAAAGAUAGAGUGGAGAGGAGUUUUAAGAAAGGUCAAGUUUGGGCUGUGUAUGAUGGUGAUGAUGAUGGAAUGCCGAGGCAAUAUGUUCUGAUUGAUGAAACUGUUUCAGCGAAUCCUUUUAACGUGAUGAUAAGUUGGUUGGAUUUCCAUAACAAUGGGGAUGGAAAGAUAGUUAGUAGAGAGAAAUUAGGGUUUAAAAUACCUUGUGGGAGAUUUAAAGUUGCCAAGAAGGCUUCCAUAGGUUCAGUAAAUGUCUUCUCUCAUGUUGUCGAUUGCGAUAGGGCAGCGCGCGAGGUUUACAAAAUUUAUCCUAAGAAGGGUUCAGUUUGGGCGCUUUACAGUGAGGCGAGUCUUGAUGCAGAUGAGGGCAAUAGAUGUUAUGAUAUUGUACUGUUUUUGACGAGUUACAGUGAGAUGAAUGGUAUAAGUAUGGCAUAUCUUGAGAAGGUUGAUGGUUACAAGACAGUGUUUAAGAGACAAGAGAGUGGGAGUCAUGCGGUUAGAUUUCUUGGGAAGGAUGAAUUCUGCUUAAUUUCUCAUCAGAUUCCUGCGCGGAAAUUCCCUUGUGAUGAGGAUCAUGAAUUGUUGAAAGACUGUUGGGAGCUUGAUCCGGCUUCACUUCCUUCAGAUUUACUUACUAUUGGUGGCAUAGAUAAUUGAGUCAGUGAGAUGUCGAAAACUUUUCAAAGGUGUGCAGCUUAUUGCAGUAGAGAAACCUGAUGAAGGGUCCAUGAUCAAGUUAGUCAUGAUAAUUUUAUAAAAUUUAUUUCCUUAGGAAUGGUCAAUGCUUGUUAAAUUUACCAGUUGAAGUUGCUGCUACCUCUAAUAGGUGUGUAGCCAAACAAAAGCACUUUUUUUUUAUCAUUCUCUUUGAGCUAUACUUGUGCCAGUUUCUGUAGUUGUGGAUUGACUUCAUCCAACUGAAUAGCUUGAUUUAUUUAGAAUCUCUAGAAAUUUUCUUAGAA
Messenger RNA from Medicago truncatula (barrel medic), 2261 nucleotides. RefSeq lists its product as uncharacterized. The transcript is spliced from 2 exons. Lineage: Eukaryota; Viridiplantae; Streptophyta; Magnoliopsida; Fabales; Fabaceae. Bases 208 to 1956 code for a protein of 582 amino acids. The record is from RefSeq and is a predicted model, not a curated record.